This is a messenger RNA of Amoebophrya sp. A25, 390 nucleotides long. Lineage: Eukaryota; Dinophyceae; Syndiniales; Amoebophryaceae. The record is from the annotation of a GenBank genome assembly.
AUGUCAUCGCCAUUAUCUUCUGAACGAGAUGCGUGGUCUUCGAGACUCCUGAUAGACACGGAAGUCGAUGAUCAACAACACUACGAAGAUUCUAGUUCCUGGGCUUUGUCUUCGUCCACAUCUGCUGAAGAGAAGAACAAGACAACCACUACCAGCACAACGCGAACAACACGAGCAAGAACUCAUCUACUUUCAACAUCGUCGAACACCAGGAGGAGUAACCGAACAAAGAAAAACGAUGUGUCAACCUCGACCUCGACAAUGGGCACAUCAAUACCUCCUAUACCACAACUAGCACCAAUCGUUGCAAAGGAUAACGACACGUCGACUUGUUUCCGCAAAAUCAACGACGACUUGGACGCCAUGAUGAAGGAUUUACGACUUUUGAAC